Messenger RNA from Prionailurus viverrinus (fishing cat), 1257 nucleotides. RefSeq lists its product as uncharacterized. NCBI's taxonomy places the organism in Eukaryota, Metazoa, Chordata, Mammalia, Carnivora, Felidae. The record is from RefSeq and is a predicted model, not a curated record. Bases 317 to 1153 code for a protein of 278 amino acids. The transcript has 5 exons.
CGCGACGCCCGCGAAGCCUGGAGCCCGCUGCAGCCGCCACCGGAUCCCGGGAUGGGACGAGAGACUGCGGAGGAAGCCAGCAUCUCCCAGCCUGGAGCUCCGGGGGCCGCGGAGCCAACGCCGCCGCCGCCGCUGUUGCCUCUGCUGCUGAGACCAGGCUGGAGAUGGGUGAGUUGACACUGGCGUCCCGGGGGACCCGCGCCACAGUCCCUCCAUCCACGCACUCCUGGCCCUCCGCCUUGAACUCCGCGCUGCCGGCACAAUCCCCCCCACCCUCACGCCUUCAGGGCUCCCACAGCCCCUUCCCUCCCUGAGCAUGACCCUAGGGGCGGGAGCGGGAACCCCGGGCCCGGGGGUUGGGGGCUUCGAGACAGGGAGGUGGGGGCCGGAUACCAGGGAGACUAUUGGGCUCCCACUCCCACGCCCAGGCCCAGCUGGGCACUGUGAACGGACGGGAGGGGGCUCCGGUGGGGGGUGGGGCGGGGUCCGGAGCUGCCAAGCCAGGCGGGAGCCAGCACCUAUGCUCGCCGCGUUCCGGCCUGCCUUUGGCACCCCUCUCACCCCACACGCCCCUCCCGGGGGGCCCUUUCCGCGCGCCGCGUCCCAGGGUGCAGCCUGGCCGCCGUGCCUGGACCGUGGGAAGGGGUGGAGGUGGGGCCGGGACGCGGGGCUAUGGGCCGGGCGCGGGGCCGCGAUGCCCGCGAUGCCGGGCGCAUGCCUCAGCCUCUGCCCGAGCCCGAGAUGGGGUCACAGACUGCAGCAGACACCAGCAUCUCCCCGCCGGGGCCUCGAGGACUGGGCAGCCAUCGCCGCCAUCGCCGCCGCCGCUGUUGCCUGCGCUGCUGAGACCCGGCUGGAGAUGGGAGCAGAUAAGAAUCCUGAGGAAGACUCUAUAUCCAGGAUUUGCGACACACCUGGUCCUGAUGAUUCAUGGUCUACAUCAGCUAGCCAAGACUUAGAUUUUGGUACCAAGAGAGCAAAACGUGGCACUGUGAAACCAGAAGGGGGAACCUUAUCUGAGGACAACAAUCCUGAUUCUGAAAAUAAAGAUAUGGCUGAAACCCUUUCCAAACCACCAGUCAGAGUUUACGGCGAUCCUCUUCCUGUUUUACCAUCAUCUAAAUCUCUUCUGAAACCUUCUCCAAGACGUUAGCUGUCCUUGGUCUUGCAAAGGAAGCCUGAGAAGGGUGUCCAGUACCUCAUCGAACGUGGCUUUGUGCCUGACACGCCAGUGGGGGUGGCCCACUUCCUGCUGCA